Messenger RNA from Gossypium arboreum, 2633 nucleotides. RefSeq names its product NADPH--cytochrome P450 reductase-like. NCBI's taxonomy places the organism in Eukaryota, Viridiplantae, Streptophyta, Magnoliopsida, Malvales, Malvaceae. Gene Ontology annotation, molecular function: NADPH-hemoprotein reductase activity; flavin adenine dinucleotide binding; FMN binding. The transcript is spliced from 18 exons. The record is from RefSeq and is a predicted model, not a curated record. The coding region runs from base 206 to 2293 and encodes 695 amino acids. Gene Ontology annotation, cellular component: cytosol.
AAAAAUAUAACGGACGAACCCUCUUUUCUUUUUCAAUCCCCUCUAGUUUAGGUGGUCAAGCCUUUGUCGUUUUGGGUUACUCUCCCACUACAAAUACUCACUGAACUCACCCUUCUUCCCUAGCUCUGAUCAACCCUCUUCUACCUUUUACUUUGAUUUUCAUUUUAAAUUGUUUUCUUUUUGUGUUUGUGUUUCAGUGUUGAAGAUGAGUUCGAGCUCGGGUUUGGUGAGUUUUGUUGAGUCUGUAUUGGGAAUGUCGUUGGGGGGUUCGGUGACGGAUUCUAUGCUAAUGAUAGCAACAACGUCGUUGGCGGUGAUUCUGGUGUUCUUGAUUUUUCUCUGGAAAAAUUUAGCCUCUCAACGAAGCCCUGAUGUUAAGCUUUUGGUUGCUUCUAAGCCUGUUUCACUCAAGGUUGAUGAAGAUGAUGACGCCCUUGUCGCUUCCGGUAAAAAAAAAGUCACCAUUUUUUACGGCACCCAGACGGGAACUGCUGAGGGAUUUGCUAAGGCUUUGGCUGAAGAGAUCAAGGCAAGAUAUGAGAAAGCAGCAGUCAAAGCUGUUGACCUGGAUGAUUAUGCUGUUGAUGAUGAAGAGUAUGAAGAGAAGCUUAAAAAGGAGACUUUGGCUUUUUUCAUGGUGGCCACUUAUGGAGACGGGGAGCCAACCGAUAACUCUGCUAGAUUUUACAAAUGGUUUACUGAGGGGAAUAAAAGGCAGUCCUGGCUUCAACGACUCACAUAUGGUGUUUUUGGUCUAGGUAACCGUCAAUAUGAACAUUUUAACAAGAUAGCAAAGGUGCUUGAUGAGCAACUUUCAGAACAAGGUGCCAAACGUCUUAUCGAAGUUGGUCUUGGUGAUGAUGAUCAAUGUAUUGAAGAUGAUUUCACUGCAUGGAGAGAAUUGCUGUGGCCAGAGUUAGAUCAACUUCUUAGAGAUGAAGAUGAUGAAAAUAUCGCCUCUACCCCAUAUACAGCUGCUAUUCCUAAAUACAGAGUAGUGAUUCAUGAUCCCUCUAUGAUGCACAUUGAGGAUAAUCACUCAAAUACGGUAAAUGGGAAUGCUUCACAUGACAUCCACCAUCCAUGCAGAGUUAAUGUUGCUGUCCAGAGAGAGCUCCACAAGCCAGAAUCUGAUCGCUCUUGCAUACAUCUGGAGUUCGACAUAUCAGGAACUUCUAUAACAUAUGAAACUGGCGAUCAUGUCGGUGUUUAUGCUGAUAAUAGCAUUGAGACUGUCGAGGAAGCAGCCGGAUUGUUGGGUCAACCUCUUGAUUUGCUGUUUUCCAUACAUACUGACAACAAAGAUGGCACGCCCUCCGGAAGCUCAUUGCCACCUCCUUUCAGCGGUCCAUGUACACUUAAAACAGCCUUGGCACGAUAUGCAGAUCUCUUGAACCCUCCGCGGAAGGCUGCUUUGGUUGCGUUGGCUGCUCAUGCCACUGAACCCAGUGAAGCGGAAAGACUCAGGUUCUUGUCAUCACCGCAGGGGAAGGAUGAGUACUCACAAUGGGUUGUUGGAAGUCAAAGAAGUCUUCUUGAGGUUAUGGCUCAGUUCCCAUCUGCAAAACCUCCCAUUGGUGUAUUUUUUGCUGCUAUAGCCCCUCGACUACAGCCGCGUUAUUAUUCUAUCUCAUCCUCCCCUAGGUUUGUAUCUGGUAGAAUUCAUGUAACCUGUGCUUUAGUUUAUGGUCCAACUCCAACCGGAAGAAUUCAUCGGGGUGUGUGUUCGACCUGGAUGAAGAAUGCAGUUUCUCUGGAGAAAAAGAGUGAUUGUAGCGGGGCUCCUAUUUUUAUCAGGCAAUCUAAUUUUAAGCUACCAGCAGAUCCUUCAAUUCCGAUCAUCAUGGUUGGACCUGGGACUGGAUUAGCACCUUUCCGAGGUUUUCUACAGGAAAGAGUGGUCCUUAAAGAAGAUGGUGCAGAACUUGGUCCAUCUCUACUCUUUUUUGGAUGUAGGAAUCGGAAAAUGGUUCGGGAUUUCAUUUACGAAGAUGAGCUCAAUAAUUUGGUGGAACAAGGUGCUCUAUCCGAGCUCAUCGUUGCAUUCUCACGAGAGGGCCCACAAAAGGAGUAUGUUCAACAUAAGAUGAUGGAUAAGGCAGCACAUAUAUGGAGCCUAAUAAGCAAGGGAGGAUAUCUUUAUGUAUGUGGCGAUGCCAAGGGUAUGGCAAGAGAUGUUCAUCGCACCUUGCACACCAUCGUUCAGGAGCAGGGGAACAUGGAGUCUUCAAAGGCGGAGUCUAUGGUGAAGAAACUCCAGAUGGAAGGACGAUAUCUUAGAGAUGUGUGGUGAUGGUGGGCGUUUUCAUUUCCUCAGCAGUUCUUCAGAACAUCCAUGCCAAAUAUGGUGGUGGAUUAGGUUUAUAUUUUCUAGCUCUAGUGUGUCCGGAGUAAAAGCAGUCAGGUAGUAUGGUACCCGGUUCAUCCGGUAGUAAGAGUUGUCUAUAGAUGUUAGUCCGCCUUAGUUUUUCUAAUCUCAAAUAAACCUAGGAAUAGAAGGAUAAUUUGUUUGUAGACAUCCAAAAUGGAAAUAGGGAUGCCAAAACAUAGUGAAAGCUGUUUCUAGGUUAUUUGGGAUGGUCAUGGUGUUUGUAGUGAAAAUAAUAAAUAAAUAAAAGAAGUUGUAAAUUAAA